AUGGCGGGCUUCAGCACGCCCAAUGCCAGGUCUCAGCAGCCCGCAAAGCAGAUGUCGUCGCGGCUGCUGAAUAUGAAGUUCAUGCAAAGAUCUGCUGCAUCCACUCCCACCGCAGGUACCACCCAAACACCAUCCACCGAACCAGCCUCCAAGCGUCGACGGAUCGAAAGCAGUACGGCAUCAUCUCCCGCGCCAUCGGCUCCGGCCACCCCAUCUAGCACGCCGAGUGCUACCAACGCAACACAUGCCGGUGCCGUUACUGUCACAAGAGGAGGGAUCAGCACAUUCAGUCGCGGAGAUGGAGCAGAUACAGAAUGGGUCCUGGAUCUGAAAAUGGCGUUCCCUGGCGGUGCAAAUUCCAAAUCAAAUGGCCAGGUAACAGCGCAAUCUAAUGGAGCCACCGGAUCAAGAUUCUCGUCUAUUCACGGACUAAACGGCGAAGACUCGGACGAAGAAGACAUCGAGGGCGGGGACGAAGACGAAGAUAUCUGGGCAAAUCAACCUUGUGGCAGACAGACAUAUGGAUCUUUCAAACAGAAAGGCAAACCGAGGACCACGCAUGCGACCCCCUCUGAGCACAAUGACGCCGAUCUGAGUUCUGCGUCAGAAGACUCCGAUGGCGACUCGGAAGCGGAUCCUGCAGACCACGACCAUUCGCAUCGCCGAACCCCUUCACGAAAACGGCCAAAGAAGGCCUCGAAGAACGUGGAUUCAGACGAAGAGAUGCGCCAGGUCCGAAGAGCCAUCGAACAGAAGCAUAGAAACAUGGCAGGCACCCCGAUAACAGCUGGCGGAAGGGGCCAAAAGCGAGGACGAGAAGAUGGGAACUACAAGAGUCGGAAAAAGUCGAGGAAGACGAUCUGA
Messenger RNA from Capronia coronata CBS 617.96, 864 nucleotides. RefSeq lists its product as uncharacterized. The record is from RefSeq and is a predicted model, not a curated record. The transcript has 2 exons. The coding region runs from base 1 to 864 and encodes 287 amino acids. Lineage: Eukaryota; Fungi; Ascomycota; Eurotiomycetes; Chaetothyriales; Herpotrichiellaceae.